AACCAGCUCCACUCUUGGUGCGAGACAUCAACUGAGCCACUGAUCGAAAGCUGAAUUCUCUAAAUAAUCGCAGAAUCUGUAUAAUUGCAACAUGUUUGCUUUGUUUGCGACUGUUCUCCUCUGCUUGCUGUCAGUGAGCUACUCUGCUCCCAUGGUCUGUGAAAGACUGGUCCAUCCUUUGGGUCGGCUGGAUCCUCAUCAUUUUAAGGGAGGAUGGGCUUUAGUAGCAGGAAUCCUCAACCACGCACCAUCCAUGGAGGCCCUGAAGCUCAGAGACAGCAUUACUAUGUACUUUUCCAAAUCAAGUGAAGCUCCCAAUUUCACUUACACCCAAAUCAACCGCUUUGAUGAUCAAUGCCAGUACCUACGCUACAACAUCACCGUCGAGGGCAGCGCCUUCACCUUCAAUGUGGGGGAUCGCUUUAACCUCACCGGGGAUUUCCUCUAUACUUCCUGUCCAGACUGUGCCAUUAUGCGGUGGAUUGUACAUUCAAGUAAGAGGCACUCUAUGGACGUGUAUCUGCUGAGCAGGAGGAGGGAGGUGGAGGAGAAGGAGUUGGAGGAGUUCAGGCAUCAGCUGAACUGUUAUGGGCUGCCUGCACCUGUUGUGAUGGAUCCAACCAAGGAGUCUUGUCCAGAACAACCUGAGGUCGAACCCACAGCAGCAACAGAAGCUCAGGUUGAGGAGAAAACAAAGAAACAAAAGGCAUGAGGGACUUUGGUACAUUUAUUCAUGAUAUUCAGUCACACAGUAUAGAAAAGAAACAUGACUAAAAUUGCUUGGUGCUUUGUUAAGAUUUAAUAUUUGAACAUGUCUUAUAUUCAUUUUGAUAUUAUGACUCCUAGAUCAAUAAAAUACUCAAGCACAAGUAUUAUUUUGGCAUGGAGAUUUAUCACCCAAUAUACAUUUCUUAAAUGCACGGCCUGACAUGAUGGGACUCACAUUCUUAUUUAUAACAGUGUUGUCAGUAAGCAAAAGGUUAUUCAGCAGAAGGUUUAAACAAUCUGUUUUCCUUUCUUUAACUAUCGUUUUUUUUAUUUAAGCCUUUCUCUCAAAAUGUUCUGUCAUGAGUUAAGAUUAAACAAAGAACAUGUUCAAAUAAUGAUGAGAAAUCUUUGUACAAUCUGUUUAUAAUAUUCAAACAUAAAUAAAGUAUGUACACAUCAGCAAAUGUGGGAAGUAACUAAGUACAUUUACUCAAGUAAUAUACUUAAGUACAAUUUUGAGAUACUUGUACUUUACUUCAGUAUUUCUAUUUUAUGCUACUUUGUACUUCAACUGCACUACAAUUCAUAGGCAAAAUUGUGUACUUUUACCCAACUACAUAUAUUUUGUACCUUUUGUUACUUUGCCGAUUUGAAUUAAUGAUGUGAAAUAUAAUCAACACAGACACUAGUUACACCUGGAGUAAAUUCCCCAGCUACACUGCAGCAUACAAAGUCAUUACAACUAGCUGAACCUUUAAUCAACAAUAAUUAUAAUCAAAACAUAUAAUAUAUAUUAUUCUGAUUUGGAUCAAUCUGCGUGAGUACUUUUACUUUUGGUACAUUAAGUAUCAUUUUAUGCCAAUACUUUUUUACUUGUAAGAGAGAAUUCCUACACUCUAGUACUUCUACUUUUGCUCAAGUACAAGAUCUAAGUACUUCUACCACCUCUGCACAUCAGUGUGCUGUAAAUUAUAUCUUUAUGUUACUCAUUCCGAAACGUAAUGUUAAGAAACUAAAGAGGACAUGACAGGAAUGAUGUGUUCCCCCAGAUAUAAGAGGACAAAAUUACAUGCUGGAAGGGUAUAAUCACUCCUCAUCCCUCUGGAUCAAUCCUCACUCACUUGCAUGCUGCAAUAAUUGCUGUGAUACUUACAAAUUGAAUUAAUACUAUACAUGUUCAAAUCCACAACAAUAGGGUAUGUCUCAAGCACAUGUGUUAGUGCAUGCACACGUGCCCAUUCUCUGCUUGUGAAUGUUUGCUCUGUGAGCAUGGUAUGCAAAUAUGGGCGUGCACAAUCGCUGUACUGAAGGUGUUACUGUGGGCAGGGGAGGAGAUACAGGCAGCAGGGCUGUGGAGCUGUUAACAAUAACAGUCAUUCUGUGUUGAUUAAACAACAGUGACCUGAAACAAGACAAGUGUGCUUUCUCAGAAAUUUGUGUCUGUCAUUUGGAGGGCAUCUUCAAAGCAUUUUGUUAACAGUGACUGGCUGGAGGCCGAACAUCCGGACAGCUCAAAACGGUUUUACAUCAGCAGUCUUGUCACCAUGGCAACAAAGCCAUUGGCCUGGCAGGAACAGGGUCCUCUCAACUCACUAAAGGAGGGGGUCAAUGAGUUCUGGGCACAAGGUGAAGCAGGUGCAACCAUAAGCCAUGACUCACCAUUGCAAAAUAAAGAGGCUCCCAGGGCAAAGUCUGAAGAGGCCAUUAAAAUCCUGGAACCUGGAGCUCGAGACAAAAAAACACAACAAGAGAACCAAAUGCUCUCGACAACUGACACAGCUGACGCAACUGAAUCACAAAACCAGGAAUUAACAAGAAUUAGUGUGUGCACCCCCAGGGAAACACAGGAGAUGGUGACAGAAUUAGAACAAGCUGCUCAAUUUUCAGAAGCAUUACAGGCUAAAGAGGAAUCUGAGAAGUCUUCUGAUCCACGUGAGGAUGCUUUCCCGCCUCCUCCAGCCCUUAGUGCUCUAUCAACAGAAGACUACUUUGAGAAGGAGAGUUUUCCCGGCCUAGAGGGGGAGGGGGCUGCGUGGAUCAGUGAUGCUGAGAUCAUAUCAAACCCAUCAGAAAACCCUAAGUCUCCUGACAGACAGAUUAGUCUAGAUGGGCCUCCUCUUCUCACUGAGCCGGUGAAUAGAGAAACAAAUUCAUCACCUGAGGAGAUGACAGGAGAUAAUAUGACAACAGAGGCACAUGGCUCACAACUGAACGUCUUACAAGAAAGCUUAGACAACAGUAAACCAGAAAAUAUGUCAAGGGUUGCAGCCGCCGCAAUAAAUUCAACUGCUCAUCAUUCUCCCUCUGACAGAAACAGUUCAUAUGAUGAGUGCUAUGCUCCUUUUGCAGACAAAAGCAAAGAAAAAGAGGAACUGAGCAUAGAUAUUAUGUCUUGUCAACAGCAAUCAACCCCACCAGAUUUCAGAUGCAAGCCUUUCCAGGCCUCAUAUUCUGCCAAUGUCUCCAAUGAUCAAGACCCAACCUCAACCCUGCCUACAGUUCCGUCAGUCGAACAUCAGGAGGAGCUGUUGUCCCAGAGUCAAAGUGAACCUGCCCCCAGGGGAGAAAACCAGGAAGCAGCACAACAGGUGCUCAGCCAGAGCUCCUCACCUUUGUCAGCCGUUGCCAUGGAGCUGUGUAAUCGGGGCGGGGCAGCUUCUCAAGGCUCGGGUUGUGCGGUAGCUGUGAGAGAAAUGCACAGAGGGGCGGGGGAAAGGAUAGAGGGAGAAAGCAAGCAAACAGGUGGAGAGGGAGGGCAGAGAGAGAGUGGACUUGAAAUGAAAAGGGUGCUUGAGCAGCAACACGGUGGAGGACUGUUAACAUUUUCAAAAACAGUCCAAGCACAAGAGGUUAAGGUAGGAAAACACAGCUUUGUGUCUUCGAGAAAAACCAGGAUGGAGAGUGACUCGUGUGAUGACAGCCAGAGUGACAGUGGGGUUUCAGCUGACUUCUCCCCAUGCAGCACAUUGGAGGGCAACACCACCAUCUCUACAGGCACUCCAGCAGCGUCACCCAAAGAGACUCCCAUUGAGAGGGAGAUCCGAAGGGCUGUAGAACGUGAACACAGCCUGAGAAGAUCCAGAGGGCUACCAAAUCCACCAACAGCACCAGAAUAUGUAGAGAUCCCUCUAAGGAAAACCGUUCUCUGCCAGUCUAUAACUCCUAACUCUGAGAGGUGUCAAGGCAAGGACAGGCAGUUUGCAGGCAAAAAGAUGCAGCAAGAGAUCCACGAAGAGACCCAGAGGGAGCAGGAUCUGGUAAAGCUUGGAAAAGUUCCAGGUUUCUAUGACAAAGGCACUGUACGCCAAGUCAAAGACAGAAAACAACUUUUUGAGGCCUUUCAGAAACCAGAUGAAUCAACUUUAAAUCUGUCAGCCAGGAGUCAGUCCUGGUCCUCUGCCAGUGACGUUUCAACCCUGGAGGACCAGGAGGACAUCUCAUUGCAGGCAUCCACCAUAGGAGGCUCACAUGUGGAGAGGGUUCACACACAGAGUCAAAACUUAGCCAAAGCAAGGGGCACUCCCCGAGGACCGGGCUUUUCUGAGGGGAAAGGCUGUCAGCUUAUUAUCCUAGAGAACAGUCUGAGUGUCCCAGCGCUGAAGCUCUACCACGCCAGGCCACAGGCACAGCCCGUCACUGUUGUCGACUCUGGAAGACCGAGCAUCUCAUCCUCCAGGACAGGAGGCCAUGAUGGGAUUAAAGUGAGAGAGCAUGAAAAGGAGGAGGUAGAGGAUGAGGGGGCACCCAAGGAGAACCCCUUUUUCAAGCUGCGCUUGUCAACAAAUUUAGUUAAAGUGGAGCAGGAUAUCCGGGAGGCUCAGGAGAGGGAGAAGGACCUUCACAAGCAGAGGAUCAGUCUGUAUGGUGGCACAGAGAGCACAAAAGGAGCGGGGGUAGGAGUAGGGGGGCCAGUCAUCAUCGCAGAAGGAAAGACUCACAUGUUAUCUUCUUCUUCACCAAAUGGACUGGCUGUUCCUGACUUACCCGGCUCAUUAUCCAGAGGGGAAACGAGACCCACAACAGCACGCCAGUCAGUUGGCAAGUUAGGCAUGUGGCCCCCAGCCCAGUCUGAAGAGGAGAAGAUUAACCAACCAGAGGUCCUCCAGGGUCCCUUGACCCCCAGACAGAAGACCCCUCUGGUGCAACGCUGGGAGUCUGGUCUAGUCAAUGGACACAACACAGAGGACGACUGAGGAAACGUUGCUAGAGUGAUCUGAAAGAGUGAGACAGGUUACAUGAAACCUAAGUGGAGUGCUGAAGGAGAAAAAUACGAAAGCAGUGAGGAAAAUUGGAGCAGUGAUGUAGUGGAGGAAAGACAGAAUGCAAAGCCAAAAGAGGUCGGGGAUUGAGGCUACAAAGGGGGUCAGGAGGAUUGGGACCAAGUAAAGGAUUGCUGGUGGACUUAAAACCCUGAAGAGUCCUCCAUCCAGGAGGAGAGAAAAAUAAAGAGGAGGGCCACCUAUUAGUGGAUAGCACUUGGCCUGUUUCCUGUGCUGGAAAACUCUAAGACCAAUGAAUGUUAAAAGGCAAAAGAUAAUAAUUACAUUGCACAGGGGGAAAGAAAAAUGUAAAUGUAUGAAGUUCAUUAUCAUUGUAACUUUUUUGUUAUAAUGAGUUGUGAUUUGUUAUGAAAAUAGAUUAAGUGGUGCAGUUUGUAGCUAGAAAAACAACGUCAUCCACAGUUGUAUGCAUUUAAUGAUGUUUUGUCCUGAUUUAUUACACCAUAAUCUGAUAGAAUCCCCUACAAAAGCCAUGCAAUAAAUCCUGUAGCUCAGUUUAUAACGGCAUUGUGUCAAAGUUCAUUCAACACUCAGCAAAUGUCAAACAUUUAAAAAUAUAGCGUUUCACAAGGAGAAAGCAUUUCAGCGUUAUUGUUUUUAAGCACUUUAUUGAUGUUUUCCUUAUAAGGUUACUCAGUGCAUACGUAGGCCAAUGAUCUAAAUGAUUGCACCAUUGGUAAUCUUUGACUACUUAUUUUCUCAUGUUUCUUGCAUCACUACUAAGAGCUAGAUUAUAGUGAAAUUAAGCACUUUGCAACGCUGAUCUGGAUUUUAGAGCUAAAGGAUUUUACUUAUGCAUGCUUAAGAAAUAUCUGCUCUGUUGUUUUUUAAAAUUAUGCAGUAUGAAAGUAUUUUGGAAUGAAUCUUGAUUCCCAGAAUAACGAGUGUCUCUUUUGUUUUCCUUUAUUAUUGUUGUAUCUGACUGUGGCAUGCAUGAUGUAAAAGUGAUACAGAGUGAUACAGAUAGUUUGCUAAUUCAUGCACCAAAGCAGCCUAAUAUUAAACAUUUAAAGGAGGUCUGAAGUCCACAAUGGAGCCAGCGCAGUGCAGUUUCUGUCAGGGAACAGACACUUUGAGAUGACCACAACAUAAACGCCACUGAUCAUCUGAUCUAA
Molecule: messenger RNA, 6103 nt
Organism: Eleginops maclovinus (Patagonian blennie)
Lineage: Eukaryota; Metazoa; Chordata; Actinopteri; Perciformes; Eleginopidae
Exons: 4
Coding region: 2253-4901 (882 amino acids)
Source: RefSeq, a predicted model, not a curated record